AUGGCCGACCAAAAAGAAAAUUACCAUGUCUCUGAGUCUCAGCAUGUUACCCAUCGCCAAGAAAACAAGGAAAAGAAGUUAGAGAAACAGAAGAAAAAAACACUGAAGGCUGCUUACCAGGUUGAUCCCAAUGACUUCGAGCAAGAGCCAUCCGAGCUGCAUAGCAACAUUGAUAGGGAAGAAGAAACUAUGUUCUCAGAUCACAAUAUGCCAUCCAAGCUGUCCCAGCCUAAACCCAAGGUCCUGACAUUCAGUGCUGGGAAAAUCCCCCCAACGUUGCACGACGCCAGUGCCACCUGCAAGGCUACUACCACAGCUCCAACUCCGAGUCCAUGUGAUGACUCAGAUGAGUCAACAGACUGUGACUCUGAGUCUCAACCUGAAGCUCAGGUUGACCACACUGAUGAAGAGGACAAUAACAACAUCACUGAAGAACUAUCACCAAUUAAGAAAAAUUCCAAUGGUUCAUGCCAACACAUGAAAGCCAGCAACUUUGAUGAUGUCUCCAAAGAGAUUCUUGUGAUGGCGACUUCUAUUUUCCGGUGUUUGAUUGUCGCCCAGGCGCCAUUUCCCGAUAACGUUGCUGUCGAGACAAAAUUGGCAAAAGCAGCCUGGCAUGAGGCAUGUCAAAUCAAAGGCAUCAAUGUCAAACUGACGCCUUCAGGGGUCAAAAUGCUAUUGACCUGCACAUCACAAACAAGCCAUUCCAACAGUGUGAUAAGACAGAAUGGGGAUCUAGCAGAGUCUUUGAAAGAUGGUUCUGUGUUUGCUUUCAAGGAUUGGGAGUCGAAGAAGGGAAUCUACAAGACAGAGUUACUGCAACUGGGUGUUGUAUACCAUAAAUACUUUAAUCCUAUGCCCAUCGAAGUUAUUGCUCUUGUGCUUACAACUAUUGAAUGUUGUAUUGACAAAUGGUUACAAGGUCUGAAGGAGGAUGUUUAA
Suillus subalutaceus is the source of this 942-nucleotide messenger RNA. RefSeq lists its product as uncharacterized. The transcript has 10 exons. The record is from RefSeq and is a predicted model, not a curated record. The coding region runs from base 1 to 942 and encodes 313 amino acids. NCBI's taxonomy places the organism in Eukaryota, Fungi, Basidiomycota, Agaricomycetes, Boletales, Suillaceae.